This is a messenger RNA of Tripterygium wilfordii, 1077 nucleotides long. RefSeq names its product tropinone reductase homolog At2g29330-like. Bases 163 to 960 code for a protein of 265 amino acids. The transcript is spliced from 5 exons. Lineage: Eukaryota; Viridiplantae; Streptophyta; Magnoliopsida; Celastrales; Celastraceae. The record is from RefSeq and is a predicted model, not a curated record. Gene Ontology annotation, molecular function: oxidoreductase activity.
AAGAACCAAUAGAUGAUCGACCGAAGUAAUGGAUGAGAGAAGGGGUGUCUGUCGUGUAAAUGAGGGAAUGAACGGAGCAUAGAGGUGUUUGGGUUGAACAAUUGUUACUUUAGCAGGGCAGGUGGACACCAGAAAGAGUCAGAGAAGGAAGUACAGAGAGACAUGGCUGGAAAUAGCAGCAAGGAUGGUAGAUGGUCUCUUCAAGGAAUGACUGCUCUCGUUACUGGCGGUAGCAGCGGAAUUGGGUUUGCAAUAGUGGAGGAAUUGGCAGGGCUUGGAGCAACUGUGCACACAUGCUCUUAUAAUGAAUCCCAGCUUAAUGAAUGCCUGCGCGAAUGGGAAAGAAAGGGUUUUCCAGUGACUGGCUCAGUCUGUGAUUUAAAAUUUCGAGCCCAAAGAGAAGAUCUAAUGGCCUCUGUUUCGUCUCUGUUCAAUGGAAAACUCAACAUCCUUAUAAACAACGCGGGGACAGUAUUAUCGAAACCAACAACAGAAUUCACAGCAGAUGAAUUCUCACAUAUCAUGAACACCAAUCUUGAAUCUGGUUUCCACUUGUCCCAACUUGCCUAUCCUCUUUUGAGAAAUUCAGGAGGUGGGAGCAUUGUUUUUAUCGCUUCGGUUGCUGGUGUUGUCUCAGUAAGCGUUGGUAGUCCAUAUGGACUAACCAAAGGAGCAUUGAUCCAACUUGCAAAGAAUUUGGCGUGCGAGUGGGCAAAAGACAAUAUCAGAAUCAAUGCUGUCGCUCCCUGGUUCAUCAUCACAGAGCUUACUAAAGCUUAUUUUGAAGACGAGAAGUUUAAUGAGGCUGUUAUCUCUCGAACUCCUAUGGGACGCACAGGGGAGCCAAAGGAGGUGGCUUCGUUAGCGGCAUUCUUAUGUAUGCCUGCAGCUUCAUACAUAACAGGACAGACUGUUUGCGUUGACGGAGGGAUGUCUGUGAAUGGCUUCUCAUUUCCAUAAAUAUAUCAUAUGCUUCAGUAAUCUUCAGCCUUUUUCCGUUCUCUUUGUUGUAAUAAACUGAUAAAUCGAGAUGUUUGUCCCUUCAAUCUUCCAGAAAUGGCUGAAACUUCAUUAUUA